Molecule: messenger RNA, 1251 nt
Organism: Saccharomycopsis crataegensis
Lineage: Eukaryota; Fungi; Ascomycota; Saccharomycetes; Ascoideales; Saccharomycopsidaceae
Exons: 1
Coding region: 1-1251 (416 amino acids)
Molecular function (GO): 2-oxoglutarate-dependent dioxygenase activity
Source: RefSeq, a predicted model, not a curated record
AUGCUCUCUCAACACUAUUUUAACCCAAUCAAUAAAGCGGAAAUCGACCUCGCUCAUAAAGUCCGUCCAUUUAUCGAGGCUCCACCCACUAAGCUCGAUGUUCCUAUGAUUGAUUUGCAAGCCAUUGACUUAUCCACAUUCCAAGAAGGCCCACAAGGUCUAAAAUCUCGUCAGCAACUUGCAAACCAAUUGGAAUCGGCGUUGACGACCUACGGGUUUUUCAAAUUGACAGGUCAUGGAAUUGAUCAUGAUACUCUAGAAAGAAUGAAAUCAAUUGGUCAAUCUUUAUUUGAACUUGAUGAUGAUACUAAAAAAAAAUUCCAUGCUGGUAACACUAAACAUCCCGAUGAAGCUGAUCGGGAAUUGGGAGUGAUUCGUGGGGUCGGUUACAAGCCAAGAGGUCAUUGGGAGUAUCAAAAUGGGCAACGGGAUAAUGUCGAGUUUUUCAAUAUUAGACAUUUUCUCCAUGAUGAUAUUUUCUUUAACAAAACCGAAUACCCUGAGUUUUUUAAGUAUUAUCUUGAUGAGGUAUCGGGGUAUUAUAAGGAGCUUCAUUGCAGGGUUCUUCGGCAAGUGUUGACACUUAUUGAUAUCAUUUUAGAGCUUCCAGAAGGCAGUCUUUGGGAUCAUCAUUUUUCAGUCCAUGAGAAUGAUAUUGAGAAGUCCGGGGGAGGGUUUGGACGGUUCUUGCUCUACCAUGAAGUUUCUGCAGAAUACCGUGAUUUGACUUCGGGGACGUGGUUGAGGGGCCAUACUGAUGCUACAGCGUUGACAUUUAUUAUUUCUCAACCAAUUGUGUCAUUACAAAUCAGAGAGCAUGAUACUGGGGCCUGGAAGUAUGUUUCGCAUACUCCUGAUUCGUUGAUUGUAAAUAUUGGUGAUGCAUUCAAAUAUUUGUCAGGGGGGUAUUUCAAGUCAUCGAUCCACAGAGUGACGACCCCACCGGUGGACCAAAUGGAACAUAAACGGAACACGGUUAUUUAUUUCUGUGAUCCAUCAUUGACGACGCUUAUAGACCCAAUAAGUUUGAAAUCUCCAAAGUUGCAACAAUUGGGAUUGGAGAAGGUUAACGGGGCAAAAAGAAUUACGUUCAAGGAAUGGGAUGAAGAGAAGGGGAAGUUUUUGAAUUCCAAAAGAAGAGAGACUACAGGGGAGGUGAAGUUAUUGGGGAGAGACACGUUGAUGAGUUUGAUCCAGAAUGAUCCAAGUGCUAAUAAGGGGAGUAGUAUCAGUAAAACGAUUGCUGUUUAA